AUUAUUUUCAGCAGUAGGGUUGAUAACAUCAACAAAAAUCUAUGAAACAGCUGAGGAGCAUGAAAUUAAAAUCUUUACUGUAACUCUGCUGCACAGACAGAUGAAGGACACCGCCCAGUGUAGUGAGUUAAUAUUAGCCCUCCUUCACCCAUGACUGAACUGGUAAUAUGCUAAUACCUUAACAGAGGUCAAUCAUGGUACAAACACACCAGUAUACUCCACCAUACAGACGGCUGAAAGUAGAAGGACAGGAUGAAGAGGCUGGAAGAAGCUCCUGGGAGUGAGACUGAAGGAAAAAACAACAACUGGGAGGAAGAAAAUCAAUCAGGGACAUCCCAUAAUACCAGUCUGCUCCUUACUGAUCGAUGGAAACCAUGCCGACGAACCCGAGCAGCUGUUAAAGUGUGUCUGUUGAAGCUGAGCUGCUGUCUGGAGUCAGUGUGUGGGAUGGAGUGGUAUGGCUACGCUGCUUUAGGCGUUUUGACUGCCACACUCAGCUUCUUCAUGGACCUCAGUGUGACAAAGCUGCUCAAAAAACACGGCAUGAUCAUGUUUCAGUGGCUUUAUAUGAAGCUGGAUGGAAACAGUCUGCUUCAGUUCUUUUGCUGGACUCUUUACCCAGCAUGCCUCUGUGCUGUCGCAGCAUCCUUCUCCCACAACAUCUGUCCCUUCUCUACAGGUUCAGGGAUACCUGAGGUGAGAGCGAUGCUGUCCGGCGUUGAAAUGCCUCAUUACUUGUCUCUCACCAACAUGUUUACUAAGUUCCUCGGCCUUAUCUGCACACUGUCAGCCGGCAGCACAGUGUUUCUGGGCAAAGUGGGUCCCUUCGUGCAUCUCUCCACCAUGCUUGGAGCUUACCUGGACAACAUCUGCUCUCUCACACGAGCCAGUAAGAAGGUGAAACCUGUCAGAGAAAUGUUGGUUGUAGCGUCUGCAGUCGGGGUAGCGAGCUGUUUCGGAGCUCCCAUCAGCGGAGUUCUGUUCAGUGUGGAAGUGAUGAGUUCUCACUUUGCCCUGAGACAUUACUUGCCCUGUUUCUUCUCGGCCGUCUGCGGGGCGCUGACUUUUCGUCUGUUCUCAGUGUGGAGUGGAGAUUUAGAGACGCUUCAGGCCAUGAUCCAAACUAAUUUCCCCACGUCUUCAUCUUUCUACCCGCUGGAGAUUCUGCUGUUUGCUCUCCUGGGACUGCUGUGUGGAGCUGUGGGCUGCUGCUUCCUCUUCCUCCACCGGUGGAUCCUGAACCUCUGCAAAACGAACCCGGUCUUCAUCAGGAUGCUGACGACAGAGAAGGGUCUAUACUCAGGCAUGGUGGCCUUCCUCCUGGCAUCUAUGACAUUUCCCUACUCUGCUGGUCAAUACAUGGCUUCUACGCUCUCCAUGAAGCAGCUCCUCACCUCCUUACUGGAUAGCAGGCAGUGGAUCUCACAAUCCCACAAUGCAUCUGUUCAGCCUUUGUCUGAGUGGAGCUCAUCAGGGAGUCCUGUCUACCUGUCUCUGGCUGUCUUUCUGCUCGUGAAGAUCUGGAUGUUGGUCCUGGCCUGCACUAUGCCUCAGCCAGCUGGAUACGUCAUGCCGGUGUUUAUUUACGGUGCAGCUUUGGGACGUUUGCUUGGAGAAGGAGCAGCUUAUGUUUCUUCCACAGGAGCGACUUCAGGCCAGCCGUGGGCUUCUAUAAAUCCUGGGGGUUAUGCACUUGCUGGUGCAGCAGCCCUCUCUGGAGCCGUCACACACACUCUGUCUCCAGCUCUCCUGGCGGUAGAGUUAACGGGUCAGUUCAGCCACGUUGUACCAAUCCUCCUCGCCACUCUGCUGGCCAACGCCCUGGCUCGGUCAGGACGCCGCCCAUCUUUCUAUGACGCAAUCUCCAUCAGUAAAAAGCUCCCAUACCUUCCCUCUCUGAAGAAGGCAUGCCAAAGGCUUCCCUUCACACCAGUCGGACAGGUUUUAGGUGCAAAAUCUGUACAGCUUCAAAAAGCAGCUGAGCUAGAGGAGGUUCAGCGUGCUGUCAACACCAGCACUGACACACAAAUCCCUGUGAUGGACUCGCACGAGUCGCAGAUUCUGCUGGGGUUCGUUCUCCGAUCAGAGCUGCUGAUGUUCCUGCGUCACUGGAGGACUGAGACACCAGAGAAACACCUGGAUGAGAUCUGCAGCAUUCACCCAGCCACCAUCCUGUUAUCACCUCACAACACCGUCCAGGAGGCCCACAGCAUCCUGAGUCUGCUCGGAGCCCAGACCUUGUUUGUCACAGACGGAGGAAGAUUAGUUGGAACCAUUACAUGGCCAGAGAUGACAAGAAUAUUAGAGGACUUGGCAAAAGAAAUCUCAGCAGAGACACAGAGAGGAAAUAAGCCCAUCCCUUGACCUUUUGAAGCAACGAUGGAUCCAUCUCUGUCAGAUUAGCCUGUAUCUAAUAAUGACUUGACUUCUUCGCUGCCCAAGCAUAAUUAUAUUUCAAAACAAACAAAACUGCUAUUAGCCAGAGACUACGCCGCUAAACAUGUAUUAGUGCCUAUUGUCUUAUUGUAAUCAGCAGGAUCUUUUCCACUGAAGAGAUUACACUGCCUCAUUCACUGAGCGGCAGUGACACAGCGUUUUUACAUUUCUCUCUUCAAAGAGUUACUUUCAGACAGGAUGGAGAAGCUUGUAAAGCAGCUUGAACACCAGUUUGAACCUUUGCAGUGUGUUUCUUCUGUAAGAGCCUCGGAAGACGACUUUGUGUUUCAGAUUUAAUUUUAGCGUUCGAGGGAUGUCCCACUAGGCUCUUGCAUCUUGUGGUGUUUAAAUGAUUCACUCAGCUGUUGUUGUUUUCUUUUCUUGAGAUUUAUUUAAAAUCACUGCAAAUAUAUUGCAUGUUUAUACAUGGACAUAGUCUCUGUGUCAUCACCCACUGGUUUCUGGAGCCAUGUUAUGGUACCCAUCAAUACACCAUGCUGAAAUGCUUAUUUUCAAUCAUUGUAGACACUGGCAAAGUGGAAGAGCUGAGGCAGGUUUUUUAGCCUCCUGGUUAAACAGCUACAGCACUCCCCCCUGUCGUUCAACUCGGCUCCCCUUUUCAUGCAAAUUUAUAUUUAAGUUAUAAAUCUUUGAAUGAGCUGUAUGCCAAAAUAGGACCAGGCUGUAAAAAUGUUAAAUUCGCUCU
This is a messenger RNA of Notolabrus celidotus (New Zealand spotty), 3142 nucleotides long. It is a transcript of the gene clcnk, whose product is annotated as chloride channel K. The record is from RefSeq and is a predicted model, not a curated record. The transcript has 20 exons. Gene Ontology annotation, cellular component: membrane. Bases 253 to 2364 code for a protein of 703 amino acids. NCBI's taxonomy places the organism in Eukaryota, Metazoa, Chordata, Actinopteri, Labriformes, Labridae. Gene Ontology annotation, biological process: transmembrane transport; chloride transport. Gene Ontology annotation, molecular function: voltage-gated chloride channel activity.